AUUGUGUGGCGCCCUCUGCGCCUGCGCCCCGGUGCAAGGUGGGGCAGCGGGCGCCCGCACUGUAGGGUGUGCGCAGAGGUGGGGGGCUACGAGCAGCUGUCACACUAAGGGACGGUCGCGGGAUGGCGACGACCUCCGGGUCCUCGGACUUGGUCGGCUCCGGAGCGCCCCCGCCUGGCGGGGGAGCCCAGGCAGCAGCGGUAGCGGAGGACGAGGAGCGAGAGGUGGUACGGGUCCGAGUCAAGUUUGCUGAAUGUAGUCCCACCUUCUCUCUGCAGAAACAUGAAAAUUUUUUGGCUCCCGAGUUUCGCUCUUUCGCCGUAGACCCCCAGAUAACCUCGCUGGACGUGUUACAGCACAUCCUCAUUCGAGCCUUUGAUUUGAACGGGAAGAAGAACUUCGGCAUCAGCUACCUGGGUCGGGACCGGCUAGGCCAGGAAGCUUACCUCUCCCUCCUGUCGGAUUGGGACCUCAGCACAGCCUUCGCCACUGCCUCCAAACCUUACCUACAGUUGCGGGUAGACAUUCGACCUUCAGAGGACAGUCCAUUGCUGGAAGACUGGGACAUAAUCAGCCCCAAGGAUGUCAUUGGCUCUGAUGUGCUGCUGGCUGAGAAGCGGUCAUCGCUGACGACAGCUGCACUGCCCUUCACGCAGUCCAUCCUCUCUCAGGUAGGCCGUACCUUGUCUAAGGUCCAGCAGGUGCUGAGCUGGUCAUAUGGGGAAGAUGCCAAGCCCUUCAAGCCUCCCUUGAGUGAUGCCGAGUUCCACACAUACCUCAACCAUGAAGGCCAGCUCUCCCGCCCGGAGGAGCUGCGGUUGCGCAUCUACCACGGCGGGGUGGAGCCCUCUCUGCGGAAGGUGGUAUGGAGGUACCUGCUGAAUGUAUACCCUGACGGGCUGACAGGCCGCGAGCGGAUGGACUACAUGAAACGCAAGAGCCGAGAGUAUGAGCAGCUCAAGAGCGAGUGGGCACAGCGAGCAAGCCCAGAGGACCUGGAGUUCAUCCGAAGCACAGUCCUCAAAGACGUGCUGCGCACUGACCGGGCCCACCCCUACUACGCAGGGCCGGAAGACGGGCCACACCUGCGGGCCCUGCACGACCUACUCACCACUUACGCUGUUACCCACCCACAGGUGUCCUACUGUCAGGGAAUGAGUGACCUCGCCUCGCCCAUUCUCGCCGUCAUGGACCAUGAGGGACAUGCUUUUGUCUGCUUCUGUGGCAUUAUGAAGCGCCUGGCUGCCAACUUCCACCCCGACGGCCGUGCCAUGGCCACCAAGUUUGCCCACCUCAAGCUGCUGCUGCGACACGCUGACCCCGACUUUUACCAGUACCUGCAAGAAGCCGGUGCUGACGACCUGUUCUUCUGUUACCGCUGGCUACUGCUUGAGCUCAAGCGAGAGUUCGCCUUCGAUGACGCCCUGCGUAUGCUUGAGGUCACUUGGAGCUCCUUGCCUCCUGACCCCCCGGAACAUGAGGUGGAGCUCAUUGGACCCCCUAGCCAAGCAGCAGAAACUGGCUUCAGUGGCCACAGGGGGCGGCCUAUGCGCCAGCGGCACAUGCUGAGGCCUGCCGGUGCAGGAGGCGGAGCCUUUGAAGAUGCUGUUGACCACUUGGCCAAUAGCAGUAGCCAAGGGCCUGGCGGUGGGGGCCGCCUCCUGCGGCAAGCUAGCCUGGAUGGCCUACAGCAACUCAGGGAUAACAUGGGCCCCCGGAGGGACCCUCGUGUCCAGCUGCCCCACCCAGCCACCCUUCUCAGCACCAAGUCCCUCUCCGAGCCCUUGCUGAACUCCCCAGACCCACUGCUCUCCUCCUCUUCCCAUCCCGAUUCCCCAUCUUCCUCUUCUCCACCCUCCACCCAGGAGGCCUCUCCCACCAGCGACUUGGCCAUAGGAUCCCCUUUCAUGGCAGAGGCAGGCUCUCCACAAGACCCUGGGAAGCCCCUGCCUCCCCCACCCCCACCCCCAGCAGGCCUGCCCCCACCCCAGGAAUUUGGCCGAGGGAACCCCUUCAUGCUCUUCCUCUGCCUGGCCAUCCUGCUGGAGCAUCGCGACCACAUCAUGCGCAAUGGGCUGGAUUACAACGAGCUGGCCAUGCACUUUGAUCGCCUCGUGCGAAAACACCACUUGGGGCGUGUGCUGCGCCGGGCCAAGGCACUGUUCGCCGAUUACCUGCAGUCAGAGGUGUGGGACUCGGAGGAGGGGGCUGAGGCUACAGCCCCGUCUUGACCAGGCAGCCCAUCAACCCUGCCAGUUCUUUCUUUGCCCGGAGGGCCUUCACAUGAGGCCCUCCUCCCCACCCCACCCCCAACCUCCCUGCCUGCCACUCCUUGACCUGUUGGAGAGUUGGGCCUGAGUGUACUGGGCUCUGCUUCGGCAUUGCCUCCCCCUCAGUUUCCCCAGCAAUCCCCAGAGGCUACAGCCUCUUCUGUUUCCAUGCGCGGUUUUAUUUUUAACUACACUUUG
Messenger RNA from Ochotona curzoniae (black-lipped pika), 2468 nucleotides. Its product is annotated as TBC1 domain family member 25. Gene Ontology annotation, biological process: activation of GTPase activity; regulation of autophagosome maturation. Gene Ontology annotation, molecular function: GTPase activator activity. The transcript is spliced from 6 exons. Gene Ontology annotation, cellular component: autophagosome. The coding region runs from base 123 to 2231 and encodes 702 amino acids. Lineage: Eukaryota; Metazoa; Chordata; Mammalia; Lagomorpha; Ochotonidae. The record is from RefSeq and is a predicted model, not a curated record.